AAGGGAAGGGGAGGGGGGAAGAGAGAAAAGCGAGAGAGAGGGGCUAGUGGAUGUAGCUCUAGCUGUGGGCCGGGGGGUGAGCUACCCAGCCCGGGCUGCUCUGCCGAAACAUCCAUGGGUGGCUGUGUCGGGAGCCACCACGACUCUUCGGGCAGCUUAAACGAGAACUCGGACGGUACUGGAGUGGCUCUAGGGCGUAACCAGCCCCUGAAGAGAGAGCGGCCUAAAUGGAAAAGUGACUACCCGAUGACUGAAGGCCAGCUGCGCAGCAAGAGAGAUGAGUUCUGGGAUACGGCGCCAGCAUUCGAGGGCCGGAAGGAGAUCUGGGAUGCGCUGCGGGCUGCGGCCAGCGCCUUUGAGAGCAAUGACCACCUUCUGGCUCAGGCCAUCCUCGAUGGGGCCAGCAUCACACUGCCACAUGGAGCUCUGACUGAAUGUUACGAUGAACUUGGGAAUCGAUACCAGCUACCGGUCUACUGCCUCUCUCCCCCCGUCAACAUGAUUGAAGAGCGCUCUGAUGAGCCUGACGGUUCAGAUCCAGACUCUGGGGCUGCAGACCCGUCGACGGGGAGCGCCAGUGACCCCGACUCAGGAGGGGAGUGCCAGCUUCGACUGCGGCUCUCCACAGGUCGCGACCUCCGGCUGGCGGUCCGCUCCACCGACACAGUGGGCAUGAUGAAGCGUCGUCUACAAAGUCAGGAGGGUGUGCCUGCCGCAACCCAACGCUGGUUUUUCUCAGGUCGGCCACUGACAGACAGACUGCGCUUGGACCAACUCAACAUCUCCAGGGACUAUGUAGUGCAGGUUAUCCUCAGCCAGCCUCCACCACCAGAGCCGGUAACUUCAGCAGGACAUAUACCAGAGGCCUCUGGGCCAGUGGCAGUGGAGGGAGUGGAAGAACCCACGCCAGUGGAUAAUUAACUCGCCCCCCAACCUGGCAGCCUGGAGGUGGGCAUACCAGUGGGCUGGCAAUACAAAAGGAGGAGGAUAAGAAGGGACAAAAAAGAAAGGAUGAAAGUUGGAUUUUCUCUUUUGGUUUGCACUCUCUUCUCUUCUCUUCUCUUCUCUUCUCUUCUCUUCUCUUCUCUUCUCUUCUCUUCUCUUCUCUUCUCUUCUCUUCUCUUCUCAGUUAGUUGUUUUUGCUGAGAAGGGCUCUGUUUGGUCAGAGGUUGGCUAUCUGCCGGAGCAAAAAGGACUCUUGAAUUGAGAAAAGACUCUUACUUUUGGUUUUACACAUUGAAAUUUUGACCUUUUUAAAGUCUUUUUAACUGUUCCUAUGGAAACCAAACAACAAAAAGAGAACUUUGUCAGAUGGCUUAAAGGGUUUUCUUAGCAACGCUGAUGUUCGAUUGUUUCUGUGUUUCAGUUUCCAAGUUCUGUUUGUGAGGCUACAGGGUCAUACAUACAUUUUCAUUACAGAUAUUUUUAAUUCAGACAGUUUAGAAAGAAAUGAAUAAAAAUAGUUUAACAAUCACAAUAGUUAUUCAGGCGGUUCCUCUUCUUUAUAUGUCAAUCAAAUCAAGAAAACGCCAUCACCUGGGGAUUAAGUCAGCAUGGUAACAGCUGUAAAGAAAGGUGUUCUUUUGGUAUUUCAAGCAAACAGAUAUGUCCUCCCUCUUGACAAGAGGUUGCAGACAGGAGGGUAUGACUUGAUGUUUUACCAAGCUGCUGCUGGAUUAGAUACUUUAUUUCACUCUGCUUCACAGAACAAUCAGAGUAUUCAUGUAAUAAACAUAAAGUAGUCAGCCUGUGUGUGUGUGUAUGUGUGUGUGGGUGUGUGUGGAUGUGUGAGUGAGUGUGAAUAAGUGAUUUGAGCGCGUGGAUGUUCCUAUAUGAUCAAGACAACCACACUUCAUGUGGCUAAAGGGUGGACAUCAGAAACACAGUUACAUAUUUUGAUUAAAAAUAGAAUGUUUUUAAUUAAAAUGAUCAUUGUUUCGAUCUCUGUCUG
This is a messenger RNA of Toxotes jaculatrix (banded archerfish), 1951 nucleotides long. It is a transcript of the gene ubtd2, whose product is annotated as ubiquitin domain containing 2. Lineage: Eukaryota; Metazoa; Chordata; Actinopteri; Toxotidae. The transcript is spliced from 3 exons. The record is from RefSeq and is a predicted model, not a curated record. The coding region runs from base 115 to 921 and encodes 268 amino acids. Gene Ontology annotation, molecular function: protein binding.